AUAUCUUGGAUUUUUUAAUUUUAGAUUUGUCAUACUCCGCUGAAGUCACCAUGAGCUUUUUUCAACUGCUGAUGAAAAAGAAGGAACUUGUUCCUUUGGUGCUGAUCAUGACUUUCGCAGCCAGUGGAGCCUUGUCUUUUGCUGUAUAUUCCCUUCGAAAAAGCGAUGUGAUCAUUGACCGAAAAGGAAAUCCAGAGCCUUGGGAAACUGUGGAUCCUACUGUACCUCAAAAGCUUUUAACAAUCAACCAACAAUGGAAGCCAGUUGAAGAGUUGCAGAAGGUCCGAAGGGCAACCAAAUGAAUAGUCCUUACUUCUUUCUUCCAAAGAGUACUCUAUAAAUCUAGUGGAAACAUUUCCACACCAACUAGAUUAUGGAUACCAGUGUGCGGAAAUGCUUCUGCUACAUUUUUAGGGUUUGCCUACAUGUUUUGGAUUCUGGAUAAGGAAUUGAAGGUAGUAUAGCAAUAACCACGUUAUCCAAAAAUAAUUUUCUAUGUUUAUUGUCUUGUACAUUUUAAUCUUGCAUAUUGAAAUGUUUAUGUUGCCUGAAUGUUUUUCUUAAAAUUUAUUAAGAUUUGUAAAUUAGGUUAUUGUCUGUAAUAAAAUGCCACUUCUGCAAGA
Messenger RNA from Carlito syrichta (Philippine tarsier), 623 nucleotides. RefSeq names its product chromosome unknown C15orf48 homolog (gene COXFA4L3). Bases 51 to 302 code for a protein of 83 amino acids. The transcript has 4 exons. Lineage: Eukaryota; Metazoa; Chordata; Mammalia; Primates; Tarsiidae. The record is from RefSeq and is a predicted model, not a curated record.